AUGUUCGGAAUUCAACGUGCCAUCGCUCGAUCAUCUCGACCGGCCUUCAGGGCUGCUGCCGUCGUCAGGGCUCCUACCGUAUCGGCCAUCCGAUUCAACUCUGGCGGCGCUCACGCCCACGAGACCGAAUCCUACGAAUCCUUCAACCAACGUUACCAGACCUUCUUUAGCAACGUCGAGGACGUCUUUGAGCUCCAACGAGGCUUGAACAACUGUUUCGCUUACGAUCUCGUCCCCUCCACCUCGGUCAUCGAGGCUGCCCUGAGGGCGGCCAGAAAGGUCGACGAUUACGCGACCGCUGUCAGGAUCUUGGAGGGUGUCAAGGAGAAGGUCGAGAACAAGGGACAGUAUCAGGCUUAUUUGGACGAGUUGAAGCCUAUUAUUACCGAGUUGGGCGUGACCACCAAGGAACAACUCUACAACCUAUAA
This is a messenger RNA of Filobasidium floriforme, 429 nucleotides long. RefSeq names its product cytochrome-c oxidase chain VI precursor. Bases 1 to 429 code for a protein of 142 amino acids. NCBI's taxonomy places the organism in Eukaryota, Fungi, Basidiomycota, Tremellomycetes, Filobasidiales, Filobasidiaceae. The transcript is spliced from 3 exons. Gene Ontology annotation, cellular component: mitochondrial inner membrane. Gene Ontology annotation, biological process: mitochondrial electron transport, cytochrome c to oxygen. The record is from RefSeq and is a predicted model, not a curated record.